AGCAGCUAGGUCUAGUAGCAGCUAAGUCUAGUAGCAGCUAAGUCUAGUAGCAGCUAAGUCUAGUAGCAGCUAAGUCUAGUAGCAGCUAAGUCUAGUAGCAGCAUCUUCAUUCAUCUUCUCCUUACCUGGCUCAAACUCCAAUCGCUGGACUAUCUGCCUAACAUCUGGAUCUUCUGUUUUCUGGACUCAAACAAGACAAUCUCAUACACCUUGCUAUGCUAAGUGCUUUGGCAACUGUAUAGAAAAUACCCAUAUAUUUUGACAGCUGUCUGAUUGGACUGUGGAGGAUCUACUUUUAUUUUACUGAUGCUUCCAAACAUCCGGAUCUGUUGUUUCUACAGCAAGUUCUUAAUGUUUUGGGUGUGAUUGUAAACUAAGCAGUUGCCAUAGUGACUUCUGCUUUGGACAUUGGGAGGACUGUUGUGUGUGACUGUUUUUUUACUUAGACUGGUGAAGGAUGAACAUGGUUUUUCUUGGGUGGAAUGGAGAGUGCUGCUGUCUGUUACCUAUUUUACUAGCAGUACUGUUGGUGGAGGGGACCCAGAUAGACUAUUCCAGAUCCAAAGCUAACUCAAUCAAGUCCAUUCUGGUGGUGCAGACCCCAACCCUGGCAACCAACAGGUCUUCCAGCUUCCAGCAUGGAGGGUCACACAAGAAAGGGAAAAGCCUUAGCCAGGCAUAUCCCUGUAUAAGUGAUAAAGAGUGUGAAGUAGGAAAAUAUUGCUACAGUCCUCAUCAGGCCCCUUCCUCCUGUAUGGCUUGCAGAAGAAAGAAGAAACGCUGUCACAGAGAUGGCAUGUGCUGUGCUGGUAAUCACUGCAACAAUGGUAUCUGCGUUCCAGUUGCUGAGACUAUGUUGACAGCUCAUAUACCAGAACUUGAAGGGCGCCCAAAGAAGAACAGUCAUACAUCUAGUAAAGAUAUGAACUGGCAAGAUAUUAGGAGACAUCACCCUAAAAUGCCCCAUAUAAAAGGACAUGAAGGAGACCCUUGCCUUCGUUCAACUGACUGCAUUGAAGGUUAUUGCUGUGCUCGCCAUUUUUGGACCAAAAUCUGCAAACCAGUACUACGACAAGGAGAAGUUUGCACAAAGAUACGGAAAAAAGGCUCUCAUGGAUUGGAGAUCUUUCAGCGAUGCGACUGUGCUAAGGGCUUGUCUUGCAAAGUAUGGAAAGAUGCCACAUUUUCUUCAAAAUCAAGACUGCACAUUUGUCAGAAAAUCUAAGCCAUUAGAAUCAUUUAUACAAAAGAUUGUUUUCUUGAAGGAGGAUACUAUUGAUCCACAUAUAUGAAGGACAUUGAAUACUGAGAAUGACACUGAACUGAAAGGGGAUGUAUAUUAUGAACUGGAGCUAAUGGACCAUUCCUGUGUAAAUAAACAAUUUGUGACAUUGACAUUUCAUAAAAUGGCAUUUAUUAUGGUAACAACGCAUGCCCACUGAUUUUACAACAAUAUAUGAGCAUUAAGUAUAUAAACAUUAUCUUCAUUUGUGUAUUCUGUUGAAACACUUUAACAAAAUCCAAACAUAGUUUUUUUUUUUUUUUUUUUUCUGUGCAUUGGCAUAGAGUGCUUUACAUUAAAAGUAGAACAGAUUUUGUCCAGGGAGUACAGCUACAGUGUUUUCACAUGAUGAUCAAUCAUACUGCAUUACAGUUACGGUAUAUCCUGUUCUUUGUCAAAAAAGUAUUUUUCAGAACACAGAAAUCUGGGUCAGCCAAUUACUGGCAACUACCAUACGUUUAUAAAAGCUCAAUUACGAAUAACAGAUCUAUGCAAGUCAGAUAUUGCUGACACUGUGCCGACCAGAUCUUUAUUAUUAAAUUAUACCAAUUAACAGAAAGCACGCCUGCUCAACACAAAGUUCACCGUAGCAUUUAAAAUGGUUAGCGCACAUGUGUUAGCUGUCCAGUUUGAUACACUACAGUGUUUUUUUUUUUGUGGUUUACAGAAUUAAUAUCCUGAAAAAAUGGUAUAGUAAAAAAGAGCAAGAUGACACUGUAUAAUUUGCUAACUAAGAAGAAUAUCAUCAUUGUAUGAUGUUUACUACAGUAAAAUAGAAAAUAUACACAGAAUAUAUGAUAGCAGUGGCUGCUUUGUCUUUUUCAUCAGCAUUAAUUGCCUUUCUUAUUCUUUACAGUUAUUUAUAUUGUUCAUUAUAGACGCCCAUGUUCAGGUUCUGAUCUGGCUUUCAUUAAAAAUUAAAUAAAGUA
This is a messenger RNA of Rana temporaria (common frog), 2211 nucleotides long. RefSeq names its product dickkopf WNT signaling pathway inhibitor 2 (gene DKK2). The record is from RefSeq and is a predicted model, not a curated record. The coding region runs from base 458 to 1225 and encodes 255 amino acids. Gene Ontology annotation, cellular component: extracellular region. Gene Ontology annotation, biological process: negative regulation of canonical Wnt signaling pathway; multicellular organism development. Lineage: Eukaryota; Metazoa; Chordata; Amphibia; Anura; Ranidae. Gene Ontology annotation, molecular function: receptor antagonist activity; co-receptor binding. The transcript has 4 exons.